Molecule: messenger RNA, 957 nt
Organism: Closterium sp. Yama58-4
Lineage: Eukaryota; Viridiplantae; Streptophyta; Zygnematophyceae; Desmidiales; Closteriaceae
Source: the annotation of a GenBank genome assembly
AUGGCCCCGGGCUGCUCCAUCUGCUACGAGGAAUUUGUCGCGGAGGACUCGCUGCAAGUCGUCGUGGAAUGCGGCCACGUGUUCCACACCCAUUGCCUUCAGCAGUGGCUGGAGUGCAAACCCCGCAAGAGCUGCCCCUUCUGCCGUGGCGCGUGCUCGCGCCGUGUCCUCCACGUGUUCCUCUCCGACCUCUCUAGCGCGGACGCGGAUGGCGCAGACGCCUGCCGCGCAGCCAAGCGGAAGAAGGUUGGGGAGGAGUCGGGAGAAGAGGGCGCGGGGGAGGGUGGCCGAGCUGCUGCUGCUGCGCUGAAGCAUGCAGAGACGCGGGUUGCGGAGCUGAAGGCGUCGUUGCGAGCAGAGCAGGUGGCAUUCACGCAGCUCAAAGCCGAGGUGGCAGCACUGAAGGCGCCGUUGAGAGCAGAGUUGGUUGCGCUCACGCAGCCCAAAGCUGAGGCGGAGCGCAGCAAGCAGCGAGUGGGGGAGGCGGAGAGGGAGAGGGACGAGGCACGCACCGCAGCGGUGGUGCAGAGGGCGGCGUAUGCGCGGGAAAAGGAGCACCUGCUGGUGGCCGCACACGUGCUGCGCGGGGAGCUGGAUGCGAAGAGCAACGAGUGCAAGGCGCUGCAAACGCAGCUGCAGCAAGCACAGUGCAGCGAAGCAGCCAUGGCUCUCAUGCAGCAGAUAGAGCUGAGCAAAGAUGGGCUGCUCAAGAUGGCUCGCAUGGCAGCAGGCGCAGCAGCCACAGACGCAGCUGCCGCCGCUGCUGCUGGUACCACCAGCGCCAUCCGCGUGGGAACGGGUAUAGGCAGCAGCGGUGGUAGGGGCAAGCAGGGGAAGGGCAAGCAGGCGUGGAUGCUGGACGAGGGUGGAGAUGAUGACGGCUGCAAUGGCAGCAACAGCAGUGAUGCUGGUGUGAUCUGCGUGCUGCAGCACACGCUGAUGGAGAGAAACAAGUAA